AAUGUCAGGAAAAGCAAUCAUAUAAAAAGCUGCCCCAUUCUUCAAAACAAAUGCAUGGUAUUUUCUAUAGAUAUAUUCUUAAGGAAUCCAAUUAAAAAUGCUAUUGAAUAAGUAUAAUUGACUGACUUCAAAGGCAAGUAUUUAUUACUUUUCUUCUAUCCAUUGAAUUUCACUUUUGUCUGUCCCACAGAAAUUAUCUAAUUCUCUAAAUUAGCUAAAUAGUUUAGAGAACAUAAUUGUGAAGUCCUUGGAUGUUCAGUUGAUUCAGUCUAUUCUCAUGCUGAAUAUGUGAAGAAGCCUAAAGCAGAUGGAGGAUUAGGAGGAUUGGAUAUCCUCUUGUUAUCUGAUUUGACCAAACAAAUCUCUUCAGAUUAUGGAGUUCUAACAGAUAGUGGACUUUCAUUAAGAGGAACAUUUUUAAUUGAUGGUAAUUAAAAUUUACGUCAUGCUUCUAUUAAUGAUGCCCCAGUUGGAAGGUAUAAUAAAUAUCUAUUUAUAGAAAUGUAGAUGAAUAUUUAAGAUUAUUAUAAGCAUUCCAAUUUGUUGAAAAAAAUGGAGAAGUAUGUCCAGCUUCAUGGAAACCAGGAUAAGCUACCAUUAAACCAGAUAUUGAAAAAUCAAAAACCUAUUGGUAAAAUACACAUGCCAAAAAUUGAUAU
Messenger RNA from Paramecium pentaurelia, 659 nucleotides. The record is from the annotation of a GenBank genome assembly. NCBI's taxonomy places the organism in Eukaryota, Ciliophora, Oligohymenophorea, Peniculida, Parameciidae.